GCACGGUGAAAAGAGUUAUAAUUCAAUUAAAGGAUUUAUUUGUGAACAUCAGCCAUUUAUCGUAUGUAUAUUCUAAUAUUUCAUAAACAAUAACACAAGUUCAUGGCCAUUAAAAUUUUAAAAAAAAUUUGAAAAACGCUUGAAAGGUUUCCGCUAGCUUUUGUUGCAAGGAAUUUGCAGCAGUUACUGUUUAAUACCGGUAAAAAACAAAACAGAUGCGCGCCAUAUGUGGCUUUUCGAAAUGUAAAUGAGUUUUCCGAUUCUAAUAUUAAUCUCUAGAACAAUAUGUAAUUGUUUAUUGAUCAUUCUUCAAUUUUUGGUCAUUAUUGAAUUGGUCAUUAUGAUUUUCAACUUCGUAAUAAAGAAAAAUUGAGUUGAAUAGAGAAACAAUUUAAUGCUACAUGCAUGUUUGCGGAAACGAACCAUUAAGGCCUAGCAAGAUUCCUGAUAUUUCCCAUGCAAACACAAGGUGAAAUUGGCAUUUCUAUUAAGGCUUGCCCUUGUUUACACGUCCAUAGGAGAAAUACCUUUGAUAAAAAACAUAUGAUGAGCCUAAUUUUACCUUUCCAAACAUUUUUAAUGUUUAUUUUGUUCUUGUUUUUUCAGCAAUUUGUCUCCUCUUGCGCAUUCCGACGUUAUAGUAUUAGAAUAUAUUGCAAAUGGACAACAAAUAUCGAAACUAAAGGGAAAUGAAAAAGUAUCUUUAAAAUUUUCCAAGAAGCUAAAAAACAUCAAAAAGGAACAA
Messenger RNA from Paramuricea clavata, 745 nucleotides. The record is from the annotation of a GenBank genome assembly. Lineage: Eukaryota; Metazoa; Cnidaria; Anthozoa; Malacalcyonacea; Plexauridae.